AUGCCAGACCUGUACCUGACUCUAGCUUUCGCAACCGCGGUCUUCUUGCUGUUCCGCUAUUACGCCAAGUACAAGCUCAGCUACUGGAAGCGACAGGGUAUCGAGGAACUGCCCAACACCGACCUCGUGUUCGGCAACCUCAAGGACGGGGUGCUGUUCCGCACCUCCCCAGGUUACCACGUGGGGGUGUUGCACAGGUCCGCCGUGAACAAGGACGCGCCGAUAACCGGCUUCUACAUUUUCCACAAGCCAUGCCUGCUGAUCCGCGACACCGAGAUCAUCAAGAACAUCCUCAUCCGCGACUUUGACAACUUCUCGGACCGCGUCUUCUCCGGCGACCUGCAGCGCGAGAGCAUCGACAUGAAGAACCUGUUUGGACUGAAGUCCGCGCCCUGGAAGCAUCUGCGGUCAAAGGUCGUGCCUACGUUCAACAUCAGCAAGAUGAAGCAAAUGCUGCCGCUGAUAAUACAGACGGGCGAGACAAUGGCUGAUUACCUGAGGGAGGAGAGCGUCAGUUCGAACGGGAAGAUGGUGAUCGAUGCCCAGGAAAUGAACUACAAGUACGCGAGUGGGCUCAUUGCCAACAUCGCCCUUGGCACCCCCAUGAACAUGUUCCGCGCUUCCAACGAGUUUACCAAAUUUGCGCACAAGUUCUUCCACGGAUUCAAGAGGAGAGUUGCUCUGGUGGCUCUAUUUUUCAUUCCCGAAGUGGCGACGUUCAUCGGACCCAAAAUGCUGGUAAACGUCUCGUCGAUAAAAAAAAUCCUCCGACAGGUGCUGCAGGAACGCGAAGAAAGUGGCCAGAGACGGGGUGACUUCAUCGACUCGCUCAUCGAAAUGAAGAAUGGCGAGCAAAAUCCCAUUCACAGACUAGAGGGUGAAAAUUUGCUGGACGUAACGGGCACCUUCUUCUCCGGCUUCGAAUCUAGCAGUCUUUCCAUCACGUUCACGCUUUUCGAGCUGGCGGGCAAGCCCGAGUACCAAGAGAAAGCUCGUCAGGAAAUUGAAAAAGCUAUUGAAGAGUACGGCAUGACCUACGAAGCUUUUAACCACAUGAAGUACGUCGACCAGUGCUUGAACGAAGGUCUCAGGCUUCACCCGCCCAUUUCGACCAUUGAUCGCGUCGCCAGAAACGACUACAAGAUCCCCGGUACGAACCAUAUCAUUAAAAAAGGUACCGCAAUUUACAUCUCACUCUACGGUAUGCAGACUGACCCGCGAUUCUUCGACCAACCAGAUGUAUUCGAUCCAAGUAGAUUCGAUGGCACCAAACAAAUUUCUGAUGCUUACAUGCCCUUUGGAAUCGGUCCUAGAAUGUGUCUUGGUGUAAAAUCAGGUGAGCUGCACUCCAAAGUGGCACUGGCUAUAAUCCUACGGGACUAUAUCGUCAUGAGAAAUCCAAAGGAGGAACUGAUCCUGGAUCCCAAGUACACGUUUACCGGCGGAGUGGAUGGCAUGAAACUUUACUUUGAGAAAAUCGUCAAAUGA
Molecule: messenger RNA, 1488 nt
Organism: Copidosoma floridanum
Lineage: Eukaryota; Metazoa; Arthropoda; Insecta; Hymenoptera; Encyrtidae
Product: cytochrome P450 6k1
Molecular function (GO): iron ion binding; heme binding; monooxygenase activity
Source: RefSeq, a predicted model, not a curated record